AUGGUGAAGUACUUUGAGAUUCGCGACAUGAACGGCGCUGCGAUAGCGACCCUCAUGAGUGAGGGCACCAACCAGCUGUCGAAGAUAAAGACCACCCUUGGACUGGUGCAGGAUUUCUACCCAGAGAUGAUUCACCAGGUUGCGGUGCUCAACUCUACCUCUGCAUUCUCAGGGCCGCCCGGGCUGAAGAUUUGA
Molecule: messenger RNA, 195 nt
Organism: Symbiodinium natans
Lineage: Eukaryota; Dinophyceae; Suessiales; Symbiodiniaceae
Source: the annotation of a GenBank genome assembly